GCACUUAUAGGCAACACUGAUGGGCACUGAUUGGCACUUAUGGGGCUGCAUUGAUAAUCAGGGCACUGAUGAUCAGUGCCCUGAGUAUCACAGGGGUGGACUGACAACUCAUGGGGCCCCCGGGCAAUAGGGGAUCAUGGGGCCCCUGUGUCCUUGCCCAAACUCAAAAAAGCCUAUGAAAAAGAUACCAGGGGCAUCUCAUGGGGCCCCCUACUGACCCCGGGCCCUCGGGCAGUGCCCGAGUUUCCAAAUGGUCAGUCCGCCCCUG
Molecule: messenger RNA, 268 nt
Organism: Staurois parvus
Lineage: Eukaryota; Metazoa; Chordata; Amphibia; Anura; Ranidae
Source: the annotation of a GenBank genome assembly